GUAUUUUUACUAUAUGACUACUAUAGUUUAAACUGACAUACCUGGUCUGAUCUACAUCACUCUCCUAGCGACGAUACACUCACUAGUUUUAACUAAACCUACUGAAAUCAUACAAACAACAAGAUGGGUCUGACACCAAAACAAAAAGCUGAUUAUGAGAUGUUUUUUAAGAAGGCUGAUGCUGAUAAUAGCGGGUCAUUAACUAUUCAUGAAUUGAGGAAUAUGUUGAAUAAAACCCUGAAGUUGAAAGUCAGCGACCAAGAUGUUAUUAAAAUGUUCCAGGGAGUUGAUAAGGAUGGAGAUCAGAAAGUUUCUCUAGAAGAAUUCCUGACAGAAAUGGCUAAAAUUCCAGAACAAGAUUUACAGCGAAGUGAUUUUGAAAGAGCGUUCGAAGCUAUUGAUACUGAUGGCAGCCGAACUCUGGACUCUAAGGAAAUCCAAAAAGUCUUCGAAUCUUGCGGCCAUAAAGUCAAUGAAACCCAGGUCAAACAGAUCAUUCAGAAACUCGAUAAAGAUGGCGAUGGAAAAAUUAAUAUCGAUGAAUUCUUAAAAAUGUUCGGCCAUUAAAAAAUUGAAUUUUUUAUUAAAACAAUUCAUUUCAGAUUUCAAAUAAUUUUAGAAUCCGUUUUUCAAAAAUUUCAACGUUUUUUGAAUCUUGAAUGUUUGUUUUGAUAAAAAUUAAUAAUUUUGUUUUUGUUUAUUUUUUUUACGUCUUGUUAUUGGUGUAUUUUCAUUUUUUGCUUUGUGCUGUAGUUGGAAGUAAAACUCUAUUUCAUUUCUCCCUGAACCUUAAAGAGGCUUUCACUAUAACCAUUAUUAGUUGCGAAUAAGAAUAGCGGUCAUAAGAUUCGAGCGCAACUGUCAUGUAACUGAGUUGUGAGUUGUGCUCGGUACUCGUGGCCACUUUCAUUAUUCACAACAAUAGUAAUUAGUAAUCACUAUGGUGUGAGGGUAUCUUUAACCAUAUUUCACGAUCCUUUGGUUUGUCGAAGAUGGAAAUGUCCUUUGAUAUACCCAGCUUGCAAACGUAGAAGCAUAUUCAAUGCUUUCAUUAAGAAACAAUACAUUAACCCCUUCACCUCUGCAGCAAGAUUGAUUGAAAACCUAUUCGAGUGAAACCACGUGGUUAAGCCUUGCUUUAUCAAAUAUAUCAGAUGAUUUGGUCUGUUGGUUUAACGAUUGAAGAUAGACUAACUGACGAAUCGUAAAAAUUGUGCCUUUUGUAUCUUGCAUAUUGCUCAUAAAUAAUUUGUAGCCUCGGCCUACUGAUUGUAUUAUUUCAAUAUAUAUUCUUACAUGAAUUUCUAUUU
Messenger RNA from Lottia gigantea (owl limpet), 1310 nucleotides. RefSeq lists its product as hypothetical. The record is from RefSeq and is a predicted model, not a curated record. The transcript is spliced from 3 exons. The coding region runs from base 124 to 567 and encodes 147 amino acids. Gene Ontology annotation, molecular function: calcium ion binding. Lineage: Eukaryota; Metazoa; Mollusca; Gastropoda; Lottiidae.